CGAUGACGCCAUUCGGACGCGACGAAUGGCGUCAGCGUCAUGUGACACAGAUUAGUCUCAGAGUAGAGCAUUCGAACGGAGACAUGCCACAAACAAAAAUGGCUGAAAUCUAACACUUCCUUACUUCCGCUAUAACUGCCUGUUUGGGUGAGGACGCUACCCGUGUGCGCCGAGGUCCAGGUACAUGUGAACGUCCCUUAACUAACACAGAUGACUUUUUAAGAAGAUCCUUUCUGCUGCAUUAAGCUUUGUAACAUCAAAGCUACAGCCAUGAAGAUUGCAGUGGAAGGGUGCUGUCAUGGUGAGCUGGAUAAAAUCUAUGAAACUAUCCAGUUUCUUGAGAAGAAAGAGAACACAAAAGUAGAUCUGCUGCUGUGCUGUGGAGAUUUCCAAGCUGUGAGAAAUGAGGGGGACAUGAAAUGUAUGGCUGUACCACAGAAGUAUCGCCAAAUGCAGACUUUCUACAAAUAUUACUCUGGUGAGAAACUGGCCCCUAUUCUAACAAUCUUUAUUGGAGGAAACCAUGAGGCAUCAAACUACCUCCAAGAACUACCUUAUGGAGGCUGGGUUGCACCAAAUAUUUACUACGUGGGCUAUGCAGGGGUGGUAAAAUAUCGUGGAGUGAGAAUAGGUGGAAUAUCUGGAAUAUUUAAGUCACAUGACUAUCGAAAAGGUCAUUUUGAACGACCACCUUACAGUAAGGACACUGUAAGAAGUGCCUACCAUGUGAGGAACAUAGAGGUCUUUAGGCUAAAGCAGUUAAAAGAACCCAUGGACAUUUUUAUGUCACACGACUGGCCUAGAAGCAUCUAUCACUAUGGAAACAAAAAACAGCUUCUAAAAAAGAAGGAUUUCUUCAGGCAGGAGGUAGAGAACAACACUCUGGGGAGUCCAGCAGCUUCGGAACUUCUACUCCACAUCCAGCCAUCGUACUGGUUUUCUGCCCAUUUGCAUGUGAAGUUUGCUGCUUUUAUGCAGCAUCAGACUAAUGUAGAAGGAGAAAUACCCAAAGCCACAAAGUUCUUAGCAUUGGAUAAAUGUCUGCCACACAGAGAAUUCUUGCAAAUUGUGGAUGUGGAACAUGAUCCUGGUAAGCCUGACUGCCUUGAGUAUGAUUUGGAAUGGUUGGCUGUUCUUAAAGCCACCAAGGAUCUUCUAAACAUAACUUCAAAGACUUGGAACAUGCCAGAGAAUAAUGGUCUCCAUUCCAGGUGGGAUUUUAGUGCCUCUGAGAAAACUAAGAGAGAAAUUUUGGAUGAUCUGGGACAUGACAUCAAGAUCCCUUGCAACUUCUGUAUGACAACAGCUUGCUAUGACCCCAACAACCCACAAUACAAGAGGGUGGCUACUCACAUUGUAAACCCACAAACAACAGAAUUCUGUGCCAGACUGGGACUUGUAGACCUAAAUGCCAAAAUCCGCCAGCAUGAGGAAGAGGGAGACAUUGAUAUCACAGAGGAUAAUGAAGCAGACAGUAUUGGGUCUGCAGAAGACCCUGGUGAAUACAGCACAGACACUUCACUUCUCUCAACUUCUAUCAAUCCUGAUGAAAUUGCUUUAGAAGAUGAUGACGAUCAAGAAGAUGAAGGUAUGGCAGAAAAGUUAGGCGAACCUUCUCCCGAUUAUACACCUGAUCUCUCCAUAAACUUUUCCAACAUUCGGGUGCUGCCUGAUUCUAUGGCUGUAUCUUCAGAUGAUGCUACAGAUUCUACAAACGAUGAGCUUGAUCGUUCUGAGAGCAGCCAGACUGAAGGAGAGGGGAAACAGUCCAACAGACCAUUGAAGAGGAUGAGCAAUGAGAAUGGGAGUGGUGGGGUAAAGAUUAAAAGGCGAAAUCAAGCUAUAUACCAAGCUAAAGAUGAUGAAGAUGAGUAAAGCAAGAUUAAUUUCCUGUUUUCUUCAAUAAUACUUCAUUUUCUGUCAGUGUAACUUAUUUGCUGACAGUGAUGUAUUUAUAGUGAGCUGCAUCCUUACCCAUACAUGUAAAGAUUAAUUGCCUAUUGGUUUGUGGGGCAAAAGGUAAAUUAUUUUCACUUUUGUGCCUGUUUUACAUUUACUUUUAACAUUGAAUUGCUGGCAUCAAUAUAAUUUCCUGCAGGUUUUAUAUUUUAAUUUGUCUGUACCUGUUAUUUAUGCUUCUUCCCUACAUAGCACUGUGCAUUAGCAGCUUCUGUAAACAUAUGUUUUUAUUUUGUUUUGUUUUAAUUUGCUGUUUCUUAAUGCACAUGCAGUAUUUGUAUAAGGAAAAUAUGUGAAAUAAACAGGGGCUGUUUUAGCAAA
Molecule: messenger RNA, 2280 nt
Organism: Xenopus tropicalis (tropical clawed frog)
Lineage: Eukaryota; Metazoa; Chordata; Amphibia; Anura; Pipidae
Gene: dbr1
Product: debranching RNA lariats 1
Exons: 9
Coding region: 271-1875 (534 amino acids)
Biological process (GO): mRNA processing
Cellular component (GO): nucleus
Molecular function (GO): RNA lariat debranching enzyme activity; hydrolase activity; hydrolase activity, acting on ester bonds
Source: RefSeq, a predicted model, not a curated record